Molecule: messenger RNA, 777 nt
Organism: Aspergillus affinis
Lineage: Eukaryota; Fungi; Ascomycota; Eurotiomycetes; Eurotiales; Aspergillaceae
Exons: 1
Coding region: 1-777 (258 amino acids)
Molecular function (GO): catalytic activity
Source: RefSeq, a predicted model, not a curated record
AUGACCAGUUCAUUUCAAAUCAUAUCUACCCUUCGCUACGAUCCCGCGCUUCCGGACGUGCUCAACUAUCCCGAUUCCCUACGCACGCCGUAUUACCUCCUACCGUACCAUCAAGACCGACUCCUCCGGGCAGCGCAGUGUUUCAAAUGGCAAGCCGCGAUAGACUUCCUUGAGAGAGACGCAGAUCAGUUCCUCCAGUUUCUAGACUCGUUCAUCCCAGAUAAGACGAAACCAUGGCGUCUUCGGAUUUUGAUUGACCAACAUGGAGUCGGCACGGUAGAGACUACUCCAACGACGACAAUUAACCUCUCGAGCCUUCUUAUUCCUUCCGAAACGCAUGCCUCCCCAUGGCGCGUCUAUAUAGACACAAAACCUACCAAACCCUCUGCGUUCACCACACACAAGACCACCGCGCGAGAAGACUACACAUCCGCACGUCUUCGAUCAGGGAUUUACUCUCCACAAGAGCAAGCCGAGGUGCUUAUAGUGAAUCCAGAGGGUGAAAUAAUGGAAGGAAGCAUCACGACGCCGUAUUUUCGGCGCAGGAACCAUGUCCACACGGAUCAAGCGACCGGGUCGGAUUGGAUCACACCACCUCUCUCCAGCGGUGGCAAUGCGGGCACGACAAGACGCUACGCGUUAACUCAGGGGUUUUGCACCGAACAGGUCAUUCGGGCUACGCAUUUGGUUGACGGCGAAGAGUGCUGGCUCAGCAAUGGGGUUCGGGGUUUCAUUCGUGGGAUAGUCGUGCUUGAUGGCGGUGCUAACCUUCCGUAG